This is a messenger RNA of Owenia fusiformis, 554 nucleotides long. The record is from the annotation of a GenBank genome assembly. NCBI's taxonomy places the organism in Eukaryota, Metazoa, Annelida, Polychaeta, Sabellida, Oweniidae.
GUUGGACUAUUUGCCGUAUAUUUGAAAACUUCAAUAUACGAAGGAAUGAAAAUUAUCCAGAGCAUUAUAUUCAAUACAGAAAUCAACGACAGUGUCCUGAAUAAAUCUUACAAUAUACGGAAAAUGGCAAACAAUGGUAAGCACCCAAGAUUCACUUCAACUGCUGCAAUACUUAAACACGAUGGGGAGAAAACAGAACAUACACAGUCUGAAACUUUUACAAAAAAGCAUGGACUUUCUCUUGAAAGCCCAAUACGUUUACAGCAACUCAUAGAGAUUAAUAAGAAUAUAUAUACUUACGAUGUCAAAGAGAAACAAUUAAGCGAUAAGUUUCUGCUUAGGUUAAAUGGUUCCUUUGAAGACAGACGUAUAAAAGGGCAACGUUUCGAUAGCUGCAGUGGUCUAAUCUCCGACAUUAAGCUACGACACGAUAUCAAGUAUUUUGUGUUUCAAUACAGUUAUGAACCAUCACCUAUAGAUGUCACAUUAUUAUCGCAUCUUACUCUUAACAGAGGUAUACAUAGAAUUGCGAAGAUUCUUGGGCAAUGGCCUGG